Chroicocephalus ridibundus (black-headed gull) is the source of this 3564-nucleotide messenger RNA. It is a transcript of the gene FLOT2, whose product is annotated as flotillin 2. Gene Ontology annotation, biological process: regulation of myoblast differentiation; protein localization to plasma membrane. The transcript is spliced from 11 exons. NCBI's taxonomy places the organism in Eukaryota, Metazoa, Chordata, Aves, Charadriiformes, Laridae. Gene Ontology annotation, cellular component: cytoplasmic vesicle; plasma membrane; flotillin complex. The coding region runs from base 2317 to 3456 and encodes 379 amino acids. The record is from RefSeq and is a predicted model, not a curated record.
GGGGCUGAUGGCAUCGGGGUUGUCCCUCCACUUCUAGCUACAGGCCUAUGAGAGCUCAAGAUUUCCCUUGUCAGGUGCUUGUUAAAUCUCCAAGACUUGCAAAUUACUCCUCAGAAAGCUUAGCAGGAAAAGGAGAUGGACAGAGUAGCCUUGGGGCUUUCCUUUUGUAUUCCAGGAGGAAUUUUGGGGUAGUAUCUCUGUGGUUUUUUUGUGUAACUUCACUGUGGUUUGUCUUCUCUGGGUUUGUGUUUACAACAUGAGUUAAACUAAACCUGUGUUUUUUAAACUUGCUAUGUAGUAUUGAUGCUCAGCUUAAAACAAGUAAUUUUGAUAUAAUUACGUCCAAAACAAGCUAGCCAGCAUAAUCUGCUGUAGUGACCAUCAAAGGAUUUUAUGGAUUCAACUCAGAACCCUGCAUCAUUUUAAAUUAAUUUUUGUUAACCUUGUGCCAUUUCUGCAUGUGGACAAAGCCUAAUUUAUAUGCACAGCAGGGCCUAAGAACCAGACAGCGAUUUUAGUCUAGACCCCGCUUUUAUUACGUGAUUUUCUUUAUGUAUGCCUUUGCCUUCUUCUCUUCUCUCUGUCUUUUGUCAGUAACUGUUUUCAAUUAUCAAUUUUUAUCUUGUCUUUCUGCACUCGCUUGCACCCCAUGACAUUUCCCAGCACAGGGCUGUUUCUCUAACGAAUCCGGCUUCUCUCUGACUGGACCAAGCUGUUUAUUCCUGCCUUGGGCAGGAGACUCCAGCACCGGAUUGCCCUGAACUGAGGCAUGGAGGUGGCAGCUCUCUCUGUGCAGGUGAAGGCGGCGGUGUCUGCUCUGUUCUUGUGUUCAGUCUCUGGGAAGGAAUAUAGUUAUCGAGUUAUCGUAGCAGCCUCUUUACCACAACCUGAUUUCUCACUUACCGCUUCCUGCCAGAAUACGAGUUCAUCGCCUCAAGUUACUUUGGGAGAGCAAACAACAUAGAGCUUGUUUGCAACCUCAAAUUGUCCCAGCUUUGAUGUUUUGAGCCCUGUGUCCUCAUAAAUGUUGGGGCUCCUGUUCUUUCUGGCAUGCCAUCCAUCAGGGCAGCAGCUUCCUGCAUCUGCUGAGAGCUCCAUUUAUCUACAAACUCCCAAGCAAUUAAUCUUAUUUCAUUAAAAAAAAAACCCACCCCAAAACAAACAGACAACGUGCUUUCUACUGGCUCUGGGAAUUCUUGCUUGAGCAUGGGACCCCUUCGUUUGGGAAGAGGCCAAACUGGAUGGCAGCUUCCCGGCUAUGAAUCCUCCGUUUGUAGCGUGCCUGGCCGCCGUACACUGCCCCGGAAGAGGCACGGUGGAUGUUUGUGGAAGCGAUGGCCAAGUGGCUGUGAGACCCGGGCUGCUAGAACAGUGGGCGUAUUAUAGCUGGAAAAGGCAAUUUCUCUGCCAAAUCUCAUUGUGCAAGAGGGUUUAUUCUUUAGCCGUGCAAAGAUUUUGCUUUGUUGGUUCCCUUUUCACUUGCUCUCUGAGACUUGGGAAAGCGGCUGCGGGACUGCAAUGGAAAAUGAGCGUUCAGCUCAUCUGACUUGCGUUACCAGGACGGAGCUCUGCUGCGCUCAGACGUCCGGCUUGCAUGAAAGCAACCAGCUGGCAUCCGGCUCCUGUUUAAUGUUUGUUUUCCCUGGUUUUUUUUUUUCUUCCUUGAACAUUUUUUGACAUAUAAUCUAGCUUAUUAAACUGUGCUGUGCAGCAAUGCUGUGUAGCACUGGGGAGCAAACACGUGGCCCGCUUUGGGUGUAAUACUAAAUAAGGUAUUUCCUUGCAUUUCCUGCGGAAGAAAAGAAACAUCUGUGUGGAGAGGCACAUUUUUGUAACAAUGGUGGGUUUAGGGUGCAGAGUUUUCUCAGACCAUUAUUAUGAAAUGAUCACCCGAAGUUCGGUAAAGAUCACAUAGACCGUGUGAAAUAAAAUACCUUUCCAUGUGGAGCUGCUUUUCCCGGCUGCCAGGAACACCUCCCUUCCUGUUCUUGGAAAACAAGGGCCUGGCUAAAAAGCUGAGCUAACCAGGCUGACGUCCUCCAAGAAAUGUUAAAAGGCAUUGCGGUUAAUAUGCUGCAGGAUAUUGUGUCAUCAGCUUCUGUAACUCCUUGCCUGGCUGAAAGAGUCUUCCAGCUACAGGAAGAAGCUCUCCAGAGGCUGUCUCAGAGGUGAUGGGAGAACAUUCCUCUAGGCUGUGGAGUACGAGAGACCUGGAAAAGUGGCUGCUGUGGCUCUGAUGUAAAGCAGUAUGUGUACGGAGGCUGGGCCUGGGCUUGGUGGUGCAUUACUGACACCCAAAGGAUUUCCCUAGAGAUAAUGACGUUACAGCCCAGGUGUGAGGACGUAGAGACGGCGGAGGGGGUAGCUUUAACUGUCACAGGUGUGGCACAGGUGAAGAUAAUGACCGAGAAGGAGCUCCUGGCUGUGGCCUGUGAGCAGUUCUUGGGGAAGAAUGUGCAGGAUGUGAAGAAUGUGGUCCUUCAGACACUGGAGGGGCAUCUGCGCUCCAUUCUAGGUACCCUGACAGUGGAGCAGAUCUACCAAGACAGGGAUCAGUUUGCCAAGCUGGUGCGGGAGGUGGCAGCUCCCGAUGUGGGUCGCAUGGGUAUCGAGAUCCUGAGCUUCACCAUCAAGGAUGUCUAUGAUAAAGUGGAUUACCUGAGCUCCCUGGGAAAGACUCAGACUGCGGCUGUCCGAAGGGAUGCAGACAUCGGUGUGGCAGAAGCUGAGCGAGAUGCUGGCAUUCGGGAGGCAGAGUGCAAGAAAGAAAUGCUGGAUGUCAAGUUCAUGGCAGAUACCAAAAUAGCAGAUUCCAGACGGGCUUUUGAAUUGCAGAAAGCAGCCUUCAGUGAGGAGGUCAACAUUAAGACUGCGGAGGCCCAGCUGGCCUACGAGCUCCAGAGCGCCCGGGAGCAGCAGAAGAUCCGCCAGGAGGAAAUUGAAAUCGAGGUGGUGCAGCGCAAGAAGCAGAUCGAUGUUGAAGAGAAAGAGAUCAUCCGGAUGGAGAAGGAGCUGAUAGCCACUGUGAAGCGGCCAGCCGAGGCCGAAGCCUACCGUAUCCAGCAGAUCGCCGAGGGUGAGAAGGUGAAGCAAGUCCUCCUUGCUCAGGCGGAGGCAGAAAAGAUCCGCAAGAUCGGAGAAGCGGAGGCCUUUGUGAUUGAGGCCAUCGGGAUGGCGGAGGCUGAGAGGAUGAAGCUGAAGGCUGAAGCGCUCCAGCAGUACGGAGAUGCUGCCCAGCUGGCUCUAGUGCUGGAUGCGCUGCCUGAGAUCGCUGCCAAAGUGGCUGCUCCCCUCUCCAAAGUGGACGAGAUCGUUAUUCUCAGCGGAGAGAACAGCAACACGACGUCCGAGGUGAACCGUCUGCUGGCCGAGGUCCCUGCCUCCGUGCGCGCCAUCACUGGUGUGGAUCUCACAAAGAUUCCCCUGAUCCAGAAAGUCACUGGGGCCCAGGCAUGAGACUGGUCAACCCAAAGCUAGUGAAGAUCACUCCCUGUUAUGCACUCAGACGUCAACUGCCUUCAACACGUGGGAAUUCCUUUUAUAUCAAAGACAAUUGGAGUUUCA